Molecule: messenger RNA, 4103 nt
Organism: Notolabrus celidotus (New Zealand spotty)
Lineage: Eukaryota; Metazoa; Chordata; Actinopteri; Labriformes; Labridae
Gene: adck1
Product: aarF domain containing kinase 1
Exons: 11
Coding region: 82-1638 (518 amino acids)
Biological process (GO): lipid homeostasis; mitochondrion organization
Cellular component (GO): mitochondrial inner membrane
Source: RefSeq, a predicted model, not a curated record
UUUGUAACGUAACAGCCGAAGAGGUCAAAACAAAACCGGUGAUUGAAAGACAGUCAGCUCUGUGCAGACACUGCACCCCUGAUGGCUGGUCGACUCCUCAAAGUCUCCUCUCUGGCCACAGCAGUGUUUGCCUCCACCGGGUUUUACUUCUACAACAGACAGCUGGACCUCAAUGACCUCAGCGUGAUCCGCUUCGGACGGGCCGCGGCAACAACGGCGGUUAUCAGCUACGACUACCUGACGGCCUUCAAACAUGUGGAGCAUGGCUCGAAGGAGUACUGGGAGCUCAAGUCCAAGGUGCAUCUGCGAUCAGCGGAGCGUCUUCGAGGCUUGUGUUGUGCAAACCGAGGAACUUUCAUCAAGGUGGGCCAGCACCUGGGAGCUCUGGACUACCUGCUGCCCGAGGAGUACACGUCCACGCUGAAGGUGCUGCACAGCCGAGCUCCUCAGAGCAGCAUGGAGGAGAUCCAGCAGGUCAUCAGAGAAGACCUCGGCAAGGAGCUGUCAGAGUUAUUUGUCUCCUUUGAGGAGAAGCCUCAGGGUGCAGCCUCCUUAGCUCAGGUCCACAAGGCAGUGUUGCAUGAUGGAAGGACGGUGGCCGUCAAGGUCCAGCACCCCAAAGUCCAGAGACAGAGCUCCAAGGACAUCGUGGUGAUGGAGGUGUUGCUGCGGGCCGUCCACUGGCUCUUCCCGGACUUCGCCUUCAUGUGGUUGGUGGAGGAGGCGAAGAAGAACAUGCCGCUGGAGCUCGACUUCCUCAACGAGGGACACAACGCCGAGCGGGUCGCCAAGAUGCUGGACCACUUCCCUUUUCUGAAGGUUCCCAUGAUCCACUGGGACCUGUCCACAAAGAGGAUCCUGACCAUGGAGUUUGCAGAGGGGGGUCAGGUGAACGACAAAGACUACAUGAAGAAACAUGACAUCAACGUCAACGAGAUCUCAGAGAACCUGGGUAAGAUGUACAGCGAAAUGAUCUUCGUGCACGGCUUCGUCCACUGCGACCCGCAUCCGGGGAACGUGUUGGUCUGCAAGUGCCCCAAGAGCAAGAAGGCGGAGAUUGUCCUGCUCGAUCACGGACUCUAUCAGGUCCUGCAGCCGGACUUCAGGAUGGACUACUGCAGAUUGUGGCAGUCUCUGAUAAACGGGGACAUGUCCGGUGUGGAGCGUUACAGCCGUAGACUGGGAGCCGGAGAUCUGUACCCGCUGUUCGCCUGCGUGCUCACCGCUCGCUCCUGGACCGCCGUCAACGCCGGCAUCAGUUCUGUGCCUGUCACCGUCUCUGAGGACGUGGAGAUCCGGACCAACGCGGCUCUCUACCUGCCUCAGAUCAGCGACCUGCUCAACCGAGUUCCCCGUCAGAUGCUGCUCCUUCUGAAGACCAACGACCUGCUGAGGGGCAUCGAGACCACCUUACAGACCAGAGCCGCCUCCUCGUCUUUCAUCAACAUGUCUCGCUGCUGCAUACGAGCCAUGGCCAGGCACAAGAGGAGUAAAGCUCGGUCCAGGAGGAAGCGUCUCCAGAUUUCGCUGGCAGAGUCCCUGAACCUGUGGAAGCUCGGCAUGUAUGAACUGUUCCUCAGAGUGAAGGGCAGCAUGUUGGUCCACUGGCUCUCUGCUCUGCUCACCUUUCUGCACUGAGACACACCGGGACCUCACGCCUGGACCUCACACCUGGACCUCACACCUGGACCUCACACAGGGACAGAAAUAGUCGAGUGCUUAUGCACGACAAAGUAACGUACAGAAUAUGUGCUCAUAACACACCUCCGUUACAUACACACAACAGAUAAAUCCACUCAUGUUAGCUUCACAGUUUGUAACUUUUCAGAUAGAAAGAUGCUGAGGUCUUUGGAGCCUGGGUGCAGAUCUGUUUGACCCCUUACCUCAAGGUCACUGCUGGACUUUAACUUCAAGUCACAAUCAAGGACACACAAGAGGAUUAGAGCUACAUGUGAGAAAUUAGCUUCCCUUCUGAGAUCAGUCCGAUUUAUGAGUUCAACUUUAACUUAAAUUUAUCACUUGGAAUAUUAUAUUUAUUCUUCUUCUAAUAGAAUUUUUUUUUAACAAAAUUGUAUUUUGUUAUAAGAUUAUAAUUUAACUUAAAUACGGUGAUUACACUUUUUUAAAUCAAGUGAAAUUAAGAGUUUUAUUUUAUUUUUUUCUCUUGCAAAUGAAGCCAAAAAACUCACUUCAUUUUCAGAUUUCUAUCUUUUUAUUCUUCUGACUUUUUAACUUUACAUUUUUUGAUUUUUAGAGAAGAGAUUUUUGUAUUAUAAUCUUUAAUUUAUUCUUUAGUAGAUUGCCAAUUUAGUGAAACUCUUUAGUAUAUUCUAAGAGUAUAAAUCCAGAAGUUCAAUAAUAUUUCACAUGGUUCUAAUCUUCCUUUGUGUCUGAUAUCUGACUUAAUAAAAUGAUGUUUAAAUAUAAAUUGUUCAGAAAACAAGCAUUUAUUACAUUAUCAUGUGACAUCAGGCUCUGAUCUUGAGAUAAAAAGGGUCUCACAGUGAGACUGAGACGAACACAUGAACAGCAGGAGAGACAGAAAGCAGCUCCAUCACUUAUUCAAAAAGCCUCACAGGUUAGUCAGUCGUACAUAAACACAAGAAUCCACUGGGGGGGGCAGAGUGCAUGUAAACGCAUGCAACAAGUACAUGAGGUCUCAAGAAAGUCACCUUUAAGUCUGUCUCUUAAACCAGGACACAAACUCAGACACUGAUCCACCAACACGGUGACGACGGCUGCAGAGCACGAGACGCUCCUCUCACAGGGAGACAAGGAACAUGAACUAUGAGAGGAUGAGUCGUGUGUUUCUGGACUGUGGAUGCAUUCCUCCUCAUCAACAGAAUACCUCAGAAUGAAGUUUGCAUCGAGUCACAGAAGUCUCUGGUGAUGCAGGAUGCGCUGAAUGAAUGCUUCAGUAGUUUCAUUUUCUAUUGCUGAUGUUAUUUUACAACAAUGCACCAUGUUUACUGAUUCAUAGGUACUGUUCUGAAGUCAAAUACUGUCCACUCAUUCCACAAGCACAUCAGUUAGUACUGUAACGCGUCAUGUGUUGAUAUUUAGAGAAGUGUUUUCACUCUGAGGAGAAAAGGCUCUUCAGCUUUUUAAACAAACCUGUGAGUGAUUCCUGCAGGUUGUCGCACUCAACCGUACCCCAAAAUUUAACGACACAGAUAAUGUGGUUCUGCAGAAACACUUCUAAACUUUGGCCUUAUUUUUAUUUUUAUUUAAUUUCCCCAUAAAGUGUCUUCAAUCCUGCAUUUUUCUUCUCAUCUUUCCCUCUGACAACUAAGUUUAUCUCUGCCUCACACAAAUAAGUAAAGAGGUAAAUGUUGCUGCAUUUGUUUUGUCAGUCACUCGCCAUAUUUAAAAAAAAUGUGUCAAAUAUGAACAGAAACAGACAAAGUGUUCAACGGGUGACAAGUCAGGACUGCAGGCAGGCCAGUUCAGGACCUGGGCUCUUCUACUACAGAGCCAUGCUGUUGUAAUCCGUGCAGAAUGUGGUUUUGCUGAAAUAUGUAAGGUCUUCCUGAAGACGUCAUUGUCUGGAUGGCAGCAUGUGUUGCUCCUAAACCUGUAGAUAUUGUUCAGCAUUAAUGGAGCCUUCAUAGAUGUGGAAGCUACCCAUGCCAUGGACUCUUAUGAUCCCCAUACAAUCAGGGACACUGGCUUUGAACUGUGAGCUGAUAACAAGCCGGGUGGUCCCUCUUCUCUUUAGAGCGGAGGACACAGCGUCCAUGAUUUCCAAAAAGAAUGUCAAACUUUGAUUCAUCAGACCACAGGACAGUUUUCCACUUCCCCUCAGUCCAUCUUAAACGGGCUCAGGUCCAGAGAAGUCUCUGUGGUUCUGGAAAAUGUUUAUAAAUGGUUUCCUUUUUUGCAUGGUUCAGGUUUUUUUGGAAGAGAUUUUGACCCCAUGCAAUGACUUCCACUACAGAGUCAUGUCUAUUUUCAAUGCAGUGCCACCUGAAGGCCCCUCACAACUUUCCAGUAUUGGUUUUUGGCAUUGGCCCUUUUCGUGUAUUCCAGAGAGACUCUCUGAGAUGCUCGUUUUGAACCCAGUCAUGCUUCUAAUCUGUCACCAAUGAAGCUAAUUAAUGAGA